CUAGAAGUCAUUUUCAUUGGCCAUUUAAAUCAACCUCACCUAAGAGCAUACACAAAAGGCUUCAUCAGAACAAGACUGAAUCAUGGAAAACCGAACUACUGAGUCUCAACACCGAGAUAAAAAAGUCCAGAAUUGCACUAGAACAGAGAAAACGACAUCAACUGAUGGUAGCCUUGUAACGUCCUUUAAUAGCAAAUCAAAAGACUGUAAAGGGACAAAACCUACCCGUUUGUGUAAAGCUAAAGUCAUGAAAUAUCGUCCGUCGCUCACGGUGCAAAGUGUGAAAACAAAGAAUCUUACAUACAAGAUAUCUACUGAAAAUGAUAAUGAUUUUGUUCGUAAAGACCAGGAAGAAAUAAAAGAAAAACCGUAUGCAUGCUCGGUGUGUAAAAAACAGUUUGCCCAAAAAUCCAACCUUGUGACCCACUUAAGAGUCCACACAGGAUCGAGACCGUACAUGUGCACCGAAUGUGGAAAAACCUUUAGUACAAGUUCAAACGCCGUGACUCACCAGAGAGUUCACACUGGAGAACGUCCGUAUAGCUGUGGUGAAUGUGGGAAAAGCUUUAGUAUUAGUUCAAACCUGGUAACACAUCAGCGGGUGCACACAGGAGAGAGACCGUAUGCCUGUACCGAAUGUGGAAAAAGCUUCACUCAUCGUUCAAAUCUGGUCAUUCACCAAAGAGCACAUUCAGGAGAAAAGCCCUACGUUUGUCUAAAAUGUGGAAAAACAUUUACUCACAGCUCACAUCUCGUUGCACAUCAGAGAAUUCAUACAUAAGGCUGUUCUUUCUCUAGUUAUUAAACAGAAACUAAAACGUUUUGAGCAGUUCGUCAGUUUCCAAUGUACAGUGUUAAAUAAUUUCUAUUUAUUGAGGUAGUACGUCCAAAACUUGUCAUUAUUUAACGAUAAUUUUCAUCUCUGAGACCACAGUUUUCUACAUAAAACAAUCCUUAUUGUGUGGCAGUUUCUGAGAAAAGGCCGAACG
Pelobates fuscus (common spadefoot toad) is the source of this 989-nucleotide messenger RNA. RefSeq names its product gastrula zinc finger protein XlCGF49.1-like. The coding region runs from base 83 to 781 and encodes 232 amino acids. The transcript has 2 exons. Lineage: Eukaryota; Metazoa; Chordata; Amphibia; Anura; Pelobatidae. The record is from RefSeq and is a predicted model, not a curated record. Gene Ontology annotation, cellular component: nucleus. Gene Ontology annotation, molecular function: DNA-binding transcription factor activity, RNA polymerase II-specific; RNA polymerase II cis-regulatory region sequence-specific DNA binding. Gene Ontology annotation, biological process: regulation of transcription by RNA polymerase II.